UUGAAAGGCAAGUCAUGUCACUGGCAGUUUCCUGUCUCAAACGGAACUUUACUCCAAGGACAGUUUCAAGUUCUUUUCUCCUAACCAGCUUCGCGUUCAUUGCUAUACUUUAUCCUCAAGGUUUCCAUCAUGCAAAGACCACGUCUUCUACUAAUACCCAUACUGCUGCUACUCCUGGCCUUUCCUGGCUCCAAGGGCCGUUACAACGAUGAUUUUGAUGAUGGGGAGGACCUAGCAGAGUUUGAUGACAAUGACUUUGCAGAGUUUGAGGACAUGAAUGAGGAUUUAACAGCUGAGAAAGAAAGCGCCCCCCCUCCACGAGGCUCAUCUGCACAGCCUGAAGAAGAUGAAGAUGAAGCCACUGUAGAGCUGGAAGAUGGUCAAGACGGUUUUGAGGACUCGGAUACCCAAGAUCAAGAUGGAAAGUAUGACCAGGAUGAGUUUGAGGGAUUUGGCGAUUCGGAAAAGCCUGGCCCCUCUAUGAAGGACCCGCUAAUAAUUCACACGGUUCCUGCACAUCUUCAAAACAGCUGGGAAAGUUAUUACAUGGAAAUCCUCAUGGUGACCGGCCUGUUGGCGUACAUCAUGAACUACAUCAUUGGCAAGAACAAAAACAGUCGGCUGGCUCAGGCUUGGUUCAAUUCACACAAAGAGCUUCUAGAGAGCAACUUUGCACUAGUGGGUGAUGAUGGAACGAGUAAAGAAGCUGUCAGCACUGGGAAACUGAAUCAGGAAAAUGAACAUAUCUACAACCUGUGGUGCUCUGGGCGUGUGUGCUGUGAAGGCAUGCUGAUUCAGCUCAAGUUUCUGAAGAGACAAGAUCUUCUGAAUGUUCUUGCCAGGAUGAUGAGGCCUGCAUGUGACCAAGUGCAAGUUAAAGUGACUCUUAAUGACGAGGACAUGGACACUUUUGUGUUUGCUGUGGGUACAAAGAAAGCAAUGGCUCGAAUGCAGAAGGACAUGCAAGACUUGAGUGAAUUCUGUGGAGACAAGCCGAAGUCCGGUGCUAAAUAUGGGCUUCCAGACUCCCUGGCUAUUCUUAGUGAGAUGGGCGAAGUCACAGAUGGUGUGAUGGAUAACAAGAUGGUACACUACAUCACCACCCAAGCGGAAAAGAUUGAGUCCAUCCAUUUUUCAGACCAAUUUUCUGGUCCAAAAGUUAUGCAAGAGGAGGGUCAGCCUCUAAAGCUGCCUGAGACUAAGAAGACACUCCUGUUUACAUUUAAUGUGCCUGGAAUGGGCAACACGUCUCCCAAAGAUAUGGACUCACUGCUUCCUCUCAUGAACAUGGUGAUCUACAGCAUCGAUAAAGUCAAGAAGCUCCGUCUAAACAGAGAGGGAAAACAGAAAGCUGACAGGAAUAGGGCUCGGGUGGAAGAAAACUUCCUGAAACAGACUCACGCUCAGCGCCAGGAGGCAGCCCAGACCCGCCGCGAGGAGAAAAAGAGAGCCGAGAAGGAGAGAAUCAUGAAUGAAGAGGAUCCAGAAAGACAACGUCGUCUGGAGGAAGCAGCUCAACGACGCGAGCAGAAGAAGAUGGAAAAGAAGCAGAUGAAGAUGAAACAGAUCAAAGUCAAAGCCAUGUGAAUGAUCGCUGUGCAGAAAGACAUACAAGCACAUGUAAAAACUGUGCCGGCUCAGUUUUUCCUCUCGCUUCUCUCACCACAGCUCCAACUCCACAGGUGCCAUGCAGCUUCAGACAGACAUGAGCGGCCGUGUCGGGCUUAACUGUAACACUACCUGUCUUUUUGUAACGGAAUAACCAAAUGUCGGACAUGCAGGCCUCUUCACCACCAAAAUCAUCCUCUGUCAUUAUGUUUUUCUACAUUAUUAAUAUCUAUUUAAGACUGCAUCAUAGCUUGCUAAGCUUUUAACUAUAAUUUGCAGAAAAUGAGAACAUUAUUUGGUGGUAUGGUGCCACAUUUAAGGACCGAAAGAAACAAUGUCGAUUCAAUAGAAAUGUAUUGGCAUUAAUAUUUUCUUUAAACAAUCAUCUCAAGGAAUUUAAUAUAUAUAUAAGCGUACCAGGAUUUUUUUUCCCCCCUUAGACUGUUUCUAAUGAUUUUCUGAGCAAACAAUAAACUGCACUGGUGUGUCGAAAAAC
Oryzias latipes (Japanese medaka) is the source of this 2104-nucleotide messenger RNA. It is a transcript of the gene ccdc47, whose product is annotated as coiled-coil domain containing 47. Gene Ontology annotation, molecular function: calcium ion binding. NCBI's taxonomy places the organism in Eukaryota, Metazoa, Chordata, Actinopteri, Beloniformes, Adrianichthyidae. Gene Ontology annotation, cellular component: endoplasmic reticulum. Gene Ontology annotation, biological process: endoplasmic reticulum calcium ion homeostasis. The record is from RefSeq and is a predicted model, not a curated record.